AUGGGGACUUCAGCACGCCCACCGCCCCACUGGCCUCCACUCCUCUUUGCUUUCACAUUUUGCCUUGUAGCAACAAUUGCGUCCUCCACCACCUUACUACUACAAGUCUCCACCUCCACCACCUCCUCCUUACUAUUACAAAUCACCACCACCCCUUCACCUAGUCCCCCACCAUCAUACUACUACAACUCACCACCUCCACCAUCUCCUUCACCACCUCCUCCUUACUACUACAAAUCACCACCACCACCCUCACCUAGUCCCCCACCACCAUACUACUACAAGUCACCACCUCCACCAUCUCCUUCACCACCCCCUCCUUACUAUUACAAGUCUCCACCCCCACCCUCACCUAGUCCCCCACCACCAUACUACUACAAGUCACCACCUGCACCAUCUCCUUCACCACCUCCUCCUUACUAUUACAAGUCUCCACCCCCGCCCUCACCUAGUCCCCCACCACCAUACUACUACAAGUCACCACCUCCACCGUCUCCCUCACCACCUCCUCCUUACUACUACAAAUCACCACCACCACCCUCACCUAGUCCCCCACCACCAUACUACUACAAGUCACCACCUCCACCAUCCCCCUCACCACCUCCUCCUUACUACUACAAAUCACCAUCACCACCUUCACCUAGUCCUCCACCACCAUACUACUACAAGUCUCCAGUACCUCCACCAUCUCCUAGUCCCCCACCACCAUCUCCCUCACCACCACCUCCAUACUACUACAAAUCUCCUCCUCUACCGUCUCCAUCACCCCCUCCUCCUUACUACUACAAAUCACCACCACCUCCUUCUCCAUCACCCCCGCCACCUUACUAUUAUAAGUCACCUCCUCCACCACCUCCUUAUCACUACUAGUCACCUCUCCUUGAGUGAAAUUUCCACCUCAUUAUUACCCUACAUCACCACCAGUUUCAAAGGGCCACAAAGCUAAGUUAAUAUUUAAUCUCUUUACUCAGGUUGAAGAUUUGAUAAGGAAGAAGAAUAAUUGUGGAAUUUCUUUGAUAAGCUUCUUGAACAUGUUUUUCAGUAUUCUUCAUUUAUAUAUGUAAAUUGUGUCUGCUUUUUUUUCUUUAGCAAAAAGGGUCCAGUACUUGUUAAGAUCCUUGAUGAGUUAUUUAAUACUAAUGUGCACUUGUACUACUUCGUACCACUUCAUAUUUUAUUAUUAUUACUGCCAAAUUGAA
Gossypium arboreum is the source of this 1199-nucleotide messenger RNA. RefSeq names its product extensin-2-like. The transcript has 2 exons. The coding region runs from base 1 to 870 and encodes 289 amino acids. The record is from RefSeq and is a predicted model, not a curated record. NCBI's taxonomy places the organism in Eukaryota, Viridiplantae, Streptophyta, Magnoliopsida, Malvales, Malvaceae.